Armigeres subalbatus is the source of this 820-nucleotide messenger RNA. Its product is annotated as cancer-related nucleoside-triphosphatase homolog. NCBI's taxonomy places the organism in Eukaryota, Metazoa, Arthropoda, Insecta, Diptera, Culicidae. Gene Ontology annotation, molecular function: ATP hydrolysis activity. The coding region runs from base 180 to 740 and encodes 186 amino acids. The record is from RefSeq and is a predicted model, not a curated record. The transcript is spliced from 4 exons.
UGAAACUAUUGCAAAAAUCGUCAAAGUUUUGCGAUAUUCCAAUUAAUAACAAGGCUGUACAUCGUGCCCCGGUGGAGGUUUGAAAAUAUAGCUGCGGCUUUCGGUUUGACCCGGUGUGGAAGUUACUCCCGGAAAAAAAGAACAUUAUCGUAUCCCAAAGCAUAGGAACUAACAUCGAUAUGACAUUAAUUUUGAUAACAGGAAUGCCAGGCGUCGGUAAAACAACCAUUGUACGAAACUUGGGAUUAGAACUUCAAAAACGCAAAAUUCCACUCGACGGUUUUUACACGGAAGAGUUAAGAAAUGCAUCCGGAGAACGUUCGGGAUUCGACAUAGUCACAUUUGAUGGUAAGAGAGCUCCGCUGGCACGUGUUAGCGAUACAACGAAGAAUUCGAGAGACCGUGUCGGCAAAUACGCUGUCUGCGUUGCGGAGUUUGAAUCCGUGGCCCUCCCGGCCCUGAAUUCCCGUUCCGCAAAUUUGCUGCUUUUGGACGAAAUCGGUAAAAUGGAAAUGAAAUCGAAAUCCUUCGCAGAACGUAUGCUACAAAUCACCGACGGUGUUGCCCGAGGUGGCAUAUUCUUCGUGGCUACGAUCCCCCUCAAGGCAACGUUGGACAUAGUUGAACGACUGAAGCGAACCAAAAAUGCGCAACUUUUCCACGUGACCGCAACAAAUAGGAACCAGAUCCAUCGCGACAUUCUAGAGGCGACUGUUCGGAUGAUCGGCAAGCAGCUUUAACUCAUGUGUGAAAUUUCAGAAUUUCUUAAUUAUGCUGUAUUUUCGAUAAUUAGUAUAAAUAGUCUUGAGUACCUAUUCGA